CCAGCAAUCAGCUGUUCGGAUGUCAGCUGUUCACACGGCGGCCUCUGUACUGACCAAUCAGGAGUGCCCGAGUGCGAUUGUACCAUGACGUCAUUCUUUGGUUCCACGUGUGAUGAGGGUCACAUUGCCUACCAGUUCAACUCCAAAAGUGACAAGCGGCCUUCGACGUUGACAUUGGAUCUCCCUGAACGUGAUUGGACGACAACCAGCGUUGACGUCAUCGUGUUUGGCAUCAUCACCAACCAAUCAGAUGCGAACUUGUGGCGACUGAGUAGCAACACGUCACGAGAUUUCAUCGAAGCCAUCAUUGUUAGUGUGCAAACGUUAUUUGGUUAUCUUUCUUUGAGUUUGGAUGACGGUCAUCUGAUGAUCAUUUACGACGUGGCCAAUGAGCAGCUUCCGGUUGGACUAUUCUUCCACAGGAUCGACGACGGCAAGUACCACGUGAUCAACUUCGUCAGGAUUGGUCCCAAUGCAACUCUCAAGGUCGAUGACCACAUGCCUCAGCCCAAACAACCGCAAGGUGAUGAUGACGACGACGACGAUGAUGACGACAAUGAUGAUGGUGAUGAUGGUAAUAAUAAUAAUAAUGGGAACAUUUGUAUUUUAUUUUCUUAA
Molecule: messenger RNA, 618 nt
Organism: Helobdella robusta
Lineage: Eukaryota; Metazoa; Annelida; Clitellata; Rhynchobdellida; Glossiphoniidae
Exons: 3
Source: RefSeq, a predicted model, not a curated record